Molecule: messenger RNA, 2431 nt
Organism: Phyllostomus discolor (pale spear-nosed bat)
Lineage: Eukaryota; Metazoa; Chordata; Mammalia; Chiroptera; Phyllostomidae
Gene: BAAT
Product: bile acid-CoA:amino acid N-acyltransferase
Exons: 4
Coding region: 395-1654 (419 amino acids)
Biological process (GO): acyl-CoA metabolic process; fatty acid metabolic process
Cellular component (GO): peroxisome
Molecular function (GO): fatty acyl-CoA hydrolase activity
Source: RefSeq, a predicted model, not a curated record
CCAGCUAUACUGAUCCUCUGCCCAGACUCUCGGUAUAAAACGGCAAUCCUGUCCCUGGAAACUUAAAAAGAAGGAGCUGCCUAUGGCUUCUGUGUAGACAACUUGAACUUUGAACAGCAGGCUGGGGUGUUCUGAAGGUUACAAAUCAGAGAACAACAGGCAAUUGUCCAGAGGUUGCUGCUUGCAGUUGGCUCCCAAGCCAUCCUGCUCCGGACGGCUUCUAGCAAGAGUUCAGGGUGAGUGUUUGGGGAAUCAGGGCUGUCGUAGCCUCGCAGGACAGGCGGCAUCCUGAUUUCGUAUCAGGGUAGCUGGGAAGGCUGCUUUCAUUUUGCUCUCUGUGUUUCCUCUCAGCAGGGCAGAAAACACCACUCAGUGGUCCCUUGGCCAGCUGCCAAUGCCCCAGCUGACAGCCAUCCCAGCAAGUGCCCUUGCUGAUGAGCCCGUGCACAUCCGAGCCACUGGCUUGCCUCCAAUGCAGCUGGUGACCCUCAUGGCGACUCUGAAGGAUGAGAGGGGAAAUCUGUUCCAGUCUAAAGCCUUUUACAGGGCGAACGAGGCUGGUGAGCUGGACCUGAAGCAGGCUCCUUCCUUAGGAGGCAACUACGUAGGGGUCCACCCGAUGGGCCUCUUUUGGUCUCUGAAGCCUCAGAGGCCUUUCGGGAGGCUGCUGAAGAAGGAUGUGAUGAACAGCCCCUUUUCUGUCACUCUGGACUUGUACAACUCGGUUUACUUCCUGGAGUCAGCCAUCGUGCAGCCUAGUGCCAGUCAGGUGGUGCAGCGCUGGUUCCGACGCCCAGGGACGCAGCGGGUGCAGAUCCGAGAAGGCCGCCUGCGAGGAGCCCUUUUUCUCCCCCCAGGAGAAGGCCCUUUCCCUGGAAUCAUCGAUUUGUUUGGGGGCCUGGGGGGUCUAGUUGAAUUCCGAGCCAGUCUUUUGGCUGCCCAUGGCUUUGCAGUCCUGGCAUUAGCAUAUUUUGCCUAUGACGACCUGCCCGAACUACUGCUGGAGGUGGACCUGGAAUAUUUUGAGGAAGCUGCCAACUUGCUACUAGCUCAUCCCAAGAUCCAAGGGCCAGGAAUUGGAGUGAUGUCUGUGAGCAAAGGUGCAGAGAUUGGGCUGGCCAUGGCCUGCUUCCUGAAGCAGGUGGUAGCCACUGUCUGCAUCAAUGGGACCAAUGCCAUCUUUGACUUUCCACUCAAGUACAGGGAUCUGGUCAUGUUACCCAUCCACUCAUUUUUGGAGCGCACGGACACUGACGUCUCAGGGGCCGUGCGUCUCUGCCACUACCGGGGAGACCCCCGGGAUAAAGCGAAUCAGCAGAGCGUGUUGCCCAUUGAAAAGGCUCAAGGUCAGAUCCUCUUCAUAAUAGGAGAGAAUGACCAAUCGAUGAAUAGUAGAGAAUAUGCUAAGCAGGCUCUGGAGCAGCUGAAGAGUCAUGGGAAAAGCAAUGGAAGGAUGCUGGUCUACCCUGGGGCAGGCCACCUCAUAGAGCCACCCUAUGCGCCUCUAUGCUACGCUUCACGGAACAAUGUCAGGUCCCUAAUCCUGCUCUGGGGAGGGGACCCUGUUGGGCACGCGGCUGCCCAGGAGCACGCCUGGGGAGAGAUCCAGAAGUUCUUCAGGCAACACCUCACACAAACCAGAAGCCAACUGUGAGCAAGGGCUAAGGGUGAGAUAAUGUAGGGAGACAAAAAAUGAGGAUAAGGCAGGGAUGUGGUAAGGAGAGGGGGCUCUCCUGAUUUCUCUCUAUUCACAGUCAUCUUGAAUGAACUGGGCUACAAAUGGUCAAAAUCAAAGGACCAGGGCAUAGGUUCACCUGAAAUAUUUCUGAUAAAUUGUACGUAUUUUGAAGUUUUGUGAAUUGAGUUUUAGUUUAAUAUGUACCAGGACUAUGUUGCUAUCUUAGUGUGAACAAUAAUCUUUUAUACCCCAGUUUGGAUCCAGGUUUUGCCAAUCUAGAUAAAUUCCCUGGGACUUCAAAGUUAUUUGUAGAAAUAUGUUUUCUGCUUGAACUAUUUUGAGUUGAGUCUGUGACACUUGAUAUGAAAAGCUCUAAUACCACCAUCAAGGGUGAUGCUUGCCAUAGAUUGCCAGUAGAUACUUUAACUUCAGUUUUUAAGAAUAGGAAUACUUUUUAUUUGUGAAACAUAUUAUCACAACUUCAAUCAGGAGUUGCAUUGAAUUUAAUCAAGUGUCUUCAUAGCAUUUAUUGACAUUAAAUGAAUGAAUGUAUUUAAAGCACUUGGAACAGUGCUUGGCACACAGAAAUUCCUACAUGAGUUAGCUAUUAUAAUUUUCAUAAUGCCUUCCUCCUUCAAUCUGAUAAUGUGGUGAAUUACAUUCAGUAAUGAACUAAUUGUGCUUUCUCAUAUUGACUAGUUUUAAAAUUUACUGUGGAGCCAAUAAAUUUUCACUCGUAUUUUCUGGAGCACA